This is a messenger RNA of Piliocolobus tephrosceles (Ugandan red Colobus), 1578 nucleotides long. RefSeq names its product keratin 31 (gene KRT31). The record is from RefSeq and is a predicted model, not a curated record. Bases 48 to 1298 code for a protein of 416 amino acids. The transcript has 7 exons. Gene Ontology annotation, biological process: intermediate filament organization; epithelial cell differentiation. Gene Ontology annotation, molecular function: structural molecule activity. Gene Ontology annotation, cellular component: cytoskeleton. Lineage: Eukaryota; Metazoa; Chordata; Mammalia; Primates; Cercopithecidae.
UUAGACUCUGUCUUCAGCGAGGCACUCCCUCCCUCCCUCCCAGCACCAUGCCCUACAACUUCUGCCUGCCCAGCCUGAGCUGCCGCACCAGCUGCUCCUCCCGGCCCUGCGUGCCCCCCAGCUGCCACGGCUGCACCCUACCCGGGGCCUGCAACAUCCCCGCCAAUGUGAGCAACUGCAACUGGUUCUGCGAGGGCUCCUUCAAUGGCAGCGAGAAGGAGACCAUGCAGUUCCUGAAUGACCGCCUGGCCAGCUACCUGGAGAAGGUGCGUCAGCUGGAGCGGGAAAACGCGGAGCUGGAGAACCUCAUCCGGGAGCGGUCCCAGCAGCAGGAGCCCUUGCUGUGCCCCAGCUACCAGUCCUACUUCAAGACCAUUGAGGAGCUCCAGCAGAAGAUCCUGUGUACCAAGUCCGAGAAUGCCAGGCUUGUGGUGCAGAUUGACAACGCCAAGCUGGCUGCGGAUGAUUUCAGAACCAAGUACCAGACCGAGCUGUCCCUGCGGCAGCUGGUGGAGUCGGACAUCAAUGGUCUGCGCAGGAUCCUGGAUGAGCUGACCCUGUGCAAGUCCGACCUGGAGGCCCAGGUGGAGUCCCUGAAGGAGGAGCUGCUGUGCCUCAAGAGCAAUCACGAGCAGGAGGUCAACACCCUGCGCUGCCAGCUUGGAGACCGUCUCAAUGUGGAGGUAGACGCUGCCCCCACUGUGGACCUGAAUCGGGUGCUGAACGAGACCAGGAGUCAGUAUGAGGCCCUGGUGGAAACCAACCGCAGGGAAGUGGAGCAAUGGUUCACCACGCAGACCGAGGAGCUAAACAAGCAGGUGGUAUCCAGCUCGGAGCAGCUGCAGUCCUAUCAGGCAGAGAUCAUCGAGCUGAGACGAACGGUCAAUGCCCUGGAGAUUGAGCUGCAGGCCCAGCAUAACCUGCGAGACUCUCUGGAAAACACACUGACAGAGAGCGAGGCCCGCUACAGCUCCCAGCUGUCCCAGGUGCAGAGCCUGAUCACCAACGUGGAGUCCCAGCUGGCGGAGAUCCGCUGUGACCUGGAGCGGCAGAACCAGGAGUACCAGGUGCUGCUGGACGUGCGUGCCCGGCUGGAGUGUGAGAUCAACACGUACCGGAGCCUCCUGGAGAGUGAGGACUGCAAACUGCCCAGUAAUCCCUGUGCCACGACCAACGCGUGCAGCAAGUCCAUCGGACCCUGUGUCUCCAAUCCCUGCACCCCUUGCAUUCCUCCUGCCCCCUGCACACCCUGUGCCCCACGCCCCCGCUGUGGGCCCUGCAAUUCCUUCGUGCGCUAGAACCUAGGAAAUGCUGGAGGAGCAAGGAUGCAGGGCCCAGGACUGCAGAGCGUUUAACAAAAGGGGCCUGAAAACAUCAUUUGCAUGGCUGGAAUGGCCCCAGUAAGGCAGCCAAGAAACUCACCCAAAGCCUGCAGCCUCCCCAACUGCUCUAGACUGUCCUGCUCACCCUUUCCUUCCUGGGGGUCUGUUCCUUCCUAUGCUCACCCAGAGAACUCUCUGAUGUGCCAGUGGCCCUCCUUUUUAACCUCCUAAUAAAUAUCAUUUCCUUGGCAAAGCA